AUGCCACUUGUCUACAACAUCGCUUGGCUUUGUUUGGCCGUCGCACUUCCUGCCAACUUCUCGCUCAGAGCUUUGUUGGACUAUGAAAGGGACAAAGAAGAAAAUAAAAUGGACAAUUUUUGGCUAAAUUUUCGCCCAUUGGUAUCUUCUCGAGCUGGUGAUAGACUGGGUAUUAUGCUGGCUCCCAUUUUAUACCGAAUUCAAGCUUCUUUUUCUUCUCUCGACGUCGCCAAUUAG
Molecule: messenger RNA, 237 nt
Organism: Oikopleura dioica
Lineage: Eukaryota; Metazoa; Chordata; Appendicularia; Copelata; Oikopleuridae
Source: the annotation of a GenBank genome assembly